UUAGUUGUACAGUAGACGCGAAUUAAGGCACAAGCGUUAAUUUGAGACAAUACAAGUUACUUUUACUGACAACGUUUUUCACUAUAUUUUAUCUUUUAUUUCGCUCACAUUCAGUAAUGGAAAACUUGUGGAAAAAAGAGUCCAAUGGUAAAAGUUCCAUUUAUAUGGACAUUUUUAAGAAUAUCGAAACUGCAGAGGUAUCAAAUGCCAAUGGUUUGCCAAAAAAUGACGUGAUAUCAACACAUCUACGAAAAAAGGGUGAUGGAAAAUUUGGCGACAAUUUAUGGAUCGAUGCAAUGGAAUAUUACAACCAAAGUCUACGUUUUGCUGUCGACAGUGAAAAUGUAAGUUUGGCGUAUGCAAACCGUGCCGCGUGCUUUCCACACUUGAAGAUGAUUGAUAAAUGUCUUGUCGACAUUGAAAUGUCAAAGCGAGAAAAUUGCCCAAAAGAUUUGAUGGAAAAAUUGAAAAAAUGUAAAGACGAUUGUCACAAAGUGAUGAAACGUGAACAACAGGAGAAGACAAUUGAAGGAAAAUUAAGCUACGAUUGCGAUGUAAACAUUCCAUGUUUGGCCGAUGUAGUGAAGAUACAGUACAAUGAGAAAUUUGGACGGCAUGUAGUGGCCAAGUGUGAUAUUCCAGCUGGUAAGGUGAUUUUGGCUGAAAAAUCAUUUUUGUCAACGACUUUAUCGGGUCCGAUCACCGCUUGUACAUCAUGCCAAAAGACACGAAUGAAUUUUAUUGCCUGUGAAAACUGCACCAUUGCCAUGUUUUGUGAUGAAAAGUGCAAAAAAGCGAGUGUUUUGCACAAGUACGAUUGCAAUAUCAUUUAUGAUCGUGAACCACAUUAUAACGGCCCAUUACAAAUGAUGGCUCGUUCAAUAUACUUCGGAAUGGAAGCAUUUGAAAAUAUGCAUGAGAUGAUAAAGUUCGUUGAAGCGACAGAAAAAAUCAAAUCAAAUUAUGUGCCCGAAUCAGUCGUUGAUAUGCAAUCAAAAUAUCGUCUAUUUUUGACAUUGGCCACAUAUUCUAAGGAAUAUAAAAAGGAAACAUUGAUCUUGGCAAAACGUCUUUUUAUGAUUUUAAUCAAACUACCAACAGUGAAAAAGGCAUUUGACACAAUGGAAAAACAACGAUUUCUCAUGCAUCUUGCCACAAAACACGUAAUCAUAAAGAUUCUAAAUGCCAUCAAUGCCACACAAAAUCAAUGUCAACGCGUCGCAACACUUGGACUGAUUUUUCCAUUGUUUAAUCACGCAUGUGCACCGAAUCUAUUGAAUUUUUCACGUGGCGAUCAACAAAUCUGUAUGACAUUGCGACCAGUGCAGGCGGGCCAACAGCUGUUUGUGUCUUAUUCCACUGCCGAUGUUUCAACUAGACAACGUCAGUUGCAUUUAUUGACACACUUUGGAUUCCUUUGCGCAUGUGAAAAGUGUGACCCAAAACACACCACAGCUGAUGUCACCAAAUUACUAUCGGACCCAGGCUAUGCAUUUCUCCAACGAAAUCGCAAAAGCGAUCUAUUGAAUGACCAAAAUAGAUGGACAAUGAAGAAGAAAUGCAUCGAUUUAUUGAAUAAGCAUGGACAUUCGUGGUAUUCGGAGCUCGAAUUCGUAUUGGAUAUGUACAUUAAAUGUGAAAUGUACGAGUAUUAAUUGCCAAUACUCAUUAAAUUCAAAAGUAUCAAACAAAAAUUAUCAAAAUAAAAAUAAAAUCAUAUUGUGAAUGUAA
Messenger RNA from Contarinia nasturtii (swede midge), 1731 nucleotides. Its product is annotated as histone-lysine N-methyltransferase SMYD3-like. The record is from RefSeq and is a predicted model, not a curated record. Lineage: Eukaryota; Metazoa; Arthropoda; Insecta; Diptera; Cecidomyiidae. Gene Ontology annotation, molecular function: protein binding. The transcript has a single exon. The coding region runs from base 117 to 1655 and encodes 512 amino acids.